This is a messenger RNA of Talaromyces proteolyticus, 1366 nucleotides long. RefSeq names its product putative glycerol dehydrogenase. Lineage: Eukaryota; Fungi; Ascomycota; Eurotiomycetes; Eurotiales; Trichocomaceae. Bases 131 to 1108 code for a protein of 325 amino acids. Gene Ontology annotation, molecular function: aldose reductase (NADPH) activity. The record is from RefSeq and is a predicted model, not a curated record. The transcript is spliced from 2 exons. Gene Ontology annotation, cellular component: cytosol.
AGGCCAAACUCUUGCCGCUGUAAAUAACCUUUAGUCCUGACUAUCUAUAUCAAUUAAUAUACCCUUCUCAUUGACCUGCUUUCGACAUAGUAUAUAUAUAGAGAGAGAUAUAUAGAGAGAGAGAGAGAUCAUGUCAGACGGCAAGACUUUCAAGCUCAGCAACGGCGUCUCCAUCCCCGCCGUGGGCUUCGGCACCUUCGCCAACGAGGGCGCCAAAGGAGAGACCUACAAGGCUGUCACGACAGCCCUGCGCGUCGGCUACCGUCAUCUGGACUGCGCCUGGUACUAUCUCAACGAAGACGAAGUCGGCGACGCAGUGCGCGAUUUCUUGCAGGAAACGCCCUCCGUCAAGCGGGAGGACCUGUUCAUCACCACCAAGGUCUGGAAUCACCUCCACCGCUACGACGAUGUGCUCUGGUCGCUCGAGAGCUCCCUGCAGAAUCUCAAGACCAGCUACGUCGACCUGUUCCUCAUCCACUGGCCCAUCGCCGCCGAGAAGGAGUCGCAGGAGAAGCCCAAGGUUGGGCCAGACGGCAAGUACGUGAUCCUCAAGGACCUAACCGAAAACCCUGAGCCGACAUGGCGCGCUAUGGAGAAACUCUACGAGGACAAAAAGGCACGCGCGAUUGGCGUGUCCAAUUGGACCAUCAAGGGACUGGAGCAGCUGCAGUCGUUCGCGAAAGUGAAGCCGCACGUCAACCAGAUCGAAAUCCACCCGUUCCUCCCGAACAACGAGCUAGUCGAGUACCUGUUCAAACACGACAUCCUGCCACAGGCAUACUCGCCGCUCGGCUCACAGAACCAGGUGCCGACGACAGGCGAGAAGGUGAGCGAGAACAAGACGCUGACUGCGAUUGCGGAGAAGCGCGGGUACACGUUGGCGCAGGUGCUGAUCGCCUGGGGCAUUCGCCGAGGGUAUGUCGUGCUGCCCAAGAGCUCGAACCCGGCGCGCAUCGAGUCCAAUUUCAAGUCGAUCCAGCUGUCCGAUGACGACUUUGCUGCCGUCAAUGCUGUUGCUGAUAAUCGGCAUUUCCGCUUUGUUAAUAUGAAGGAUACCUUUGGGUAUGACGUGUGGCCUGAGGAGGCCAAGGCUGCCAUUUCCACCUGAUCUAUCUACAAUAUAUAAAUACAAUAUUAGAAUAGCUUUUUACAUUAUUACCAGGAAAGAUGUAUGAUGUUUGCAUAGACGGGGUACAUAUGAAUUCAGGGCAUGUCGCGGGGUAGCGGGGUAUACUGCGCAUUCUUGAUACGCUAUAUUGAUACUAAGAGUGAAGCGAUUAGAAUAAUCUGUUGCUCGUCUGACCGCAUCUAUCUCAUUAGUAUUACCAUUACAUACUAUACUUUCGUAAUAAUUAUUAUUAUUCCC